Messenger RNA from Purpureocillium takamizusanense, 3073 nucleotides. RefSeq lists its product as uncharacterized. The transcript is spliced from 4 exons. The record is from RefSeq and is a predicted model, not a curated record. NCBI's taxonomy places the organism in Eukaryota, Fungi, Ascomycota, Sordariomycetes, Hypocreales, Ophiocordycipitaceae. Gene Ontology annotation, molecular function: flavin adenine dinucleotide binding; long-chain-alcohol oxidase activity. Bases 687 to 2909 code for a protein of 740 amino acids.
CCCAGUUCCCCAUCUUUUGUCGGUGAUUAAGCGGCAGGAUCAACCUGCGGCGUUCCUUCUUCGUCUCGUGAAGCGGGCCAGUCGCACUCUUAUCAAGUCGCCUCGCCCUCAUCGUCGUGCAUUGCCCGCCCGGACCUUGGAGAAAAGCUGCCUGGCAAGCGUCGCGUCGCGUCGCAUCAAGCUCCCGUCUCCUCUCCCCUGCGCUUCUCACACGCCCGAGUUCUCGCCCCGGCGCGGCCCCGGCGCGGCCCCUUCCUUCGCCGCUGGCCGUUACGCCCACUUCCCCCCGCCCGCCCGGUGGCCUGACGCCAGACCGGUUCUAGCGCCAAGGGGGUGUUGGUGAUCCGAUCGAGCGAGACAGCUCCCCUGCCCACACCAAAAGCUACCGAACGGGGCAGCCAAGUCGUUCCCGUCCCGAAACCCUGCGUGCUGCCACAUAAAUACCCAGUGACCCCAGGUCCCCAGCGCGCCCAUCAAAGCUCCACCCCUCCCGGUGGACUUCUCGUCUCGUCUCGCCUCUGGUUUUGCUCCAGCAUCCUUCCGUCCUGCCGAGACGUGGUGCCCGCUGGCAUCUCUGCCUGAAUAAAGCAGAGGGACGCCGUCUGGGACGACUCGAGCAUCCUCGAGGCCCUUGCUUGGACCCAACGUACAACAAGACCCUCACCACUCACCCGCCAUAGUACAUCAUGGACCUGCCCGCGGAGCACACGCCGGUGGCAACGCCCAUGCCCGACCCACCAUCCGGCGACUUCAUGACGGUCGAGCAGUGGGAGACCUUCUUCGCCCUUUUAGACGGCAUCAUCCCCGCUGUCGCGGAGGCCUCCAUGUUCAGCGAAAAGGCCUAUCUGACCUUGUCGACAUCUGAGUACGAGAAGCUCCUGGAUCGCGGGACCGGGUCGCUGCUGGAAGCGCCAUCCCGCGAUGCUCUCAAGGAGUUCUUGCGAUACCGCCCCUCAGAUGAUAAGGGAUUCCGUCUUGACGUCCUCAAUACCUUGGCACUUGCACCGCAGAGGAAGCAGCUUGCCAAAGUCAUGAACCUCCUUGGCACUCACUAUGGUAGCCUCCUUCUGACUGGCUACUGGAGUCCCGUCACCCAGCAGCCCGUCAAGAAUCGCGAGGCCAUCAUAAGGUCCUGGUCACAGUCUAGGCUGUCCAGCCUCAGGAUGCUCGCCAAGGCUCUUGUCACAGCAGCCCACAAGGCCCACGCCGUGUCCAGCCCUUACUUUGGCUCCCUCUCCGGCUACACGGACGUGCCCGUCAACUGGAAGGCUGGCGACGGAUACGACUACGAUUUCAUCCAGGUUGGCAAAGGUGACGGCGUGCAUGAGAUUGCUACCGAUGUGGUCAUCGUCGGCUCUGGUUGUGGUGGUGGCGUCUCCGCAAAGAACCUCGCCGAGGCUGGCCACAAGGUCAUCGUAGUCGACAAGGGUUAUUACUUUCCUCCUUCCCAGCUGCCCAUGACUCAGAGUGCCGGCGCCAAGUACCUUUACGACCACGGCGGCGUCACCAUGACAGACAACACGAGCGCCGGCAUCGCUUCCGGCGGCGCAUGGGGUGGCGGCGGCACCGUCAACUGGAGCGUUUGCUUCCGUCUGCAAGACUUUGUUCGCGAGGAGUGGGCCGCCAAGGGCCUCCCACUCUUCAAGUCGUCCGACUUCGACGACUGCCAAGACCGGGUAUGGGACUUCAUCGGUGCCAGUAAAAGCGGCAUCCGCCACAACCACAGGAACCGGGUGCUGCUGGACGGCUCGAGCAAGCUCGGAUGGAAAGCCGACUCCGUUGAGCAGAACACGGCCAGCAAGGAGCACUACUGCGGCCAGUGCCAUCUUGGUUGUGGCUCGGCCGAAAAGCGCGGCCCUGCCGUGGCCUGGUUACCGGCCGCUGGCGACGCUGGCGCCGAGUUUAUGGAGGGAUUCGAGGUGCGGCGCAUCACCUUUGCCUCGGACGGCAUCACCGCUACGGGUGUGGAGGGACUCUGGACCUCGAGGGACUCAAAUGGCCAGUUACACACACCACUGAGCUCUCGCACCCAGCGCACCGUCCGAAUCAAAGCCAAGAAGGUCAUCAUCUCCGGCGGCUCACUGUGGACUCCAACGAUCCUGCAGAAGAGUGGCGUCAAGAAUCCGAAUGUCGGCAAAUACCUGCACCUCCACCCCGUCAACUUCGUCUCCGCAACGUUCAAGGAGGAUGUGCGGCCAUGGGAGGGUGGUAUCAUCACCAGCUACUGCGACGAGUUUGAGAACUUGGAUGGCAAGGGCCACGGCGUGAAGCUGGAGCCCUCAUGCAUGGUGCCGUAUUCAACAUACGCCAUGCAGCCGUGGUACGGCGCGUUGGAUGCUAAGCUCCUGAGUCUCAAAUACCGUUACCUCAACACGUGGGUUGCGUUGACCAGAGAUCGAGACUCGGGCCGCGUGUAUGCGGAUCCCAAGACGGGUGACCCGCGCGUCGACUACACCACGUCCGACUUCGACCGGGACCACACGUUGGAGGGUGUCCAGGCUCUGGCCAAGAUCUGCUAUGUGACUGGCGCGACGGAGAUCCGGGCACAUCUUGGCGGCCUGGAACCUUACGUUCCCGACGACGGGGGCGAGCGCCAGAGGCAGCACGUUUCCGGGAAAGACCCCGAGUUUACGGACCCCACGUUUGCAGCAUGGCUGAAGCAGCUGCGCAAGGUCGACAAUAAGCCGCCCUUUUCCAUCUUCGUGUCGGCGCACCAAAUGGGCUCAUGUCGCAUGAGCAGCAACCCUGGCUCGGGCGCUGUGGACCCGAACGGCAAGGUCUGGGGUCAUGAAAACCUGUACGUGGCAGACGCGAGCGUGUUUCCGAGCGCAAGCGGCGUCAACCCGAUGGUGACGGUCAUGUCGAUUGCCGACUGGAUCUCGCGAGGCAUCGCGAGGGAGCUCAAGUAGGCCGGGCCUGCCCCAACCCCGGGCAGCAACGGAAAGGGAGAGGGCGAUCAGCAUGUGCGUGAUAUCAGUGAAGAAUAUGGUAGCGAGUUUUCCGGAUACCCGGGUGCGUCGAAAUGAGUGUACAGUGUAAUGGAUCGUUGCGGCAGACGCGCUCAAUCUUCAAG